CUCCUUCUAAGCAAAUCACCUCAUCUAUAUUCGGAGGGGAAUUUACCCAAAUUCCUCUGACCCGUCACAAUGCUCCGCUUAUUCUCCCGCCAGAAAAACCAAAUUCUCUCACUCUCCGCCACGCGCCACCUCUUUUCUACCACCGCCGCCGCUUCUUCAAAUCUCUAUUCAAAAUAUUCCUUCGUACCUCCGCCGUCACUUAAACCCCUAAACCCUAGUUCCACUCAUUCACCACCCAAGAAGCAGCCCAAACCCCGGUACCGUCCGCCGUCGUCACUGGACCGGACUGGUGAGAAACCGCUUCAGUCCAAAUUGCCCUUCGACUUCCGCUUCAGUUACACUGAGAGCAGUCCGGAUGUGCGGCCCAUUGGGCUUCGCGAGCCCAAGUACUCACCUUUUGGGCCUGGGAAGUUGGAUAGAGUGUGGACUGGAGUGUGUGCACCUGUGGUUGACCCAAAAGUGGGGUCACCGGGAGAUGAGAAAACCGUGGAAGAGAAGAGAAGAGUGGCGAGAGACAGAAUUCAAGGAGAGCCUUUAACGAAUGCGGAGAGGAAAGCUCUUGUGGAAAGGUGUCAGAGGCAUAAAACCAAGCGGCAAGUCAAUUUGGGACGAGAUGGUUUAACACAUAACAUGUUGAAUGAUAUUCAUAAUAACUGGAAACAUUCUGAAGCUGUAAGAAUAAAAUGUAUGGGUGUGCCUACAGUUGAUAUGAAGAAUGUUUGCACUCAGCUGGAGGAUAAGACUUCUGGUAAAAUCAUCCACAGACAUGGUGGUUUACUUGUGCUCUAUAGAGGAAGAAAUUAUCAUCCCAAGAAGAGGCCUGUUAUCCCCUUAAUGCUCUGGAAGCCUCACGAACCUGUAUAUCCCAGGCUUAUAAAAACUACUACCGAUGGCUUGAGUAUCGAGGAAACUAAAGAGAUGAGAAAAAGAGGAUUAGCUGUUCCUGCAUUAACAAAACUAGCCAAAAAUGGUUACUAUGGAAGUCUUGUACCGAUGGUACGAGAUGCUUUUCUCAGUGAGGAGCUGGUUCGGAUUGAUUGUAAAGGCCUUCAAAAGAGUGAUUACAAGAAAAUAGGCUGCAAACUGAGGGAUUUGGUUCCUUGUAUACUCGUGACAUUCGAUAAAGAGCAGAUUGUGGUAUGGAGGGGUCAAAACUACAAGCCUUCUGAGGAUGGGUUCUUCCUUACAGAAAGAGAACCAUUUGAUCAUUCCAGUAAUGAUCCGGAUGAUCAUGAGGUUGAAAACCAAGACGGAGAAGAAAUUACAGGCAACAAUGAUUAUUUUUCUGGCGACAGUGAUUAGAUCAUUUUUUGAUAAAUAUUUUUGGGCUUCAAGCGGGGUUAUAGUUAUUGCAAGUCAAGCCGAGGGAAAAAUAACAACACACAAUACGUCAACCAAAUACAACCUAAAUGGUUAGAAAAGACUUGCACAGCUUGGAGAAGAAUGAAGGUAGCUGUCAUUCGUUGUAUAUAUAGAUAGAUAGGACGUAGUUUUCAUGUCUCAACUGUUGGCUCUUCCAAUAGAUUGAUUGAUUUGCUGGGAGUGAAGAAUAUCACGUGCUUGCUGAUUAUUUUAAGUCCCAACCUGUUACCAACUUAGGUGAGAAAUUUCUGGUGCAGUAUUAAACUAUCCUGACAAUGCUGUUUGUGAAUCUCAAUGCAAACAGAUCCCAAAAUCACUUGUAUAUUUCCACGCCUGAUCCCAACCAAAUCAUGUUUAAGUGAAUAAAAUUAUGUGAGAAUGUAAGUGAUCAAUUAAAAAGUUCAGUUGCAUC
Molecule: messenger RNA, 1774 nt
Organism: Solanum pennellii
Lineage: Eukaryota; Viridiplantae; Streptophyta; Magnoliopsida; Solanales; Solanaceae
Product: CRS2-associated factor 1, mitochondrial
Exons: 6
Coding region: 70-1302 (410 amino acids)
Biological process (GO): Group II intron splicing
Molecular function (GO): RNA binding
Source: RefSeq, a predicted model, not a curated record